Messenger RNA from Fusarium verticillioides 7600, 3488 nucleotides. RefSeq lists its product as hypothetical. Bases 1 to 3360 code for a protein of 1119 amino acids. The record is from RefSeq and is a predicted model, not a curated record. The transcript is spliced from 3 exons. NCBI's taxonomy places the organism in Eukaryota, Fungi, Ascomycota, Sordariomycetes, Hypocreales, Nectriaceae.
AUGGAGCAAUCGAAGAUUGUCGACUUCUUUUCGUCGUCACCGUCCUCUCAACAACCCAAAAAGCGCACCAAAAAGCGCACCAAAAAGUGCAACAAUUCAUCACCAGCCAAAGCCGCGAAAGGUGGCAGCCAGUCCAGUUCUCCCAACUCAAGUCGCCCAGGGUCACAGCAAACCAUGGCCAAGCCAAGCCAGAAGCCCAAGAGGCAGAGAUCGCAGGCAUCAGCCUCACUGUCCCGCGCAGCAUCUUUACAUCCCUCUAUCCCCUCUACCCCAAUCUCCAAAAACAUGUCAUCCCCCCAAAUCAUGAAGAAGCGACAUCUCCAGGGACGCAAUGAACGCGUCCCCGAGACUCCCCCCCAAAAACGAGCUCCGACGAGUAGUCAAAGCCAACAAACCCCCAAACGAACAAGUCAACUAGUUCAAGCAAACUCACCGAAUACACCAUUCGAUAUUUCAUCUGGAGAGAGCUCUGAUUCAGACUGUGUGAUUGAAAAAGUCCAGCCGUCGCCAAAGCGCAAGCUUGUCGCGCCCAGCCCACGAGCUCGACCUGCCAAGAAGCUCAAGACUGAUCAGCAAGAGACUAUCAACCGAGGCUUUGCCUCUAUCAAGGCAUCUGUUCUUGCAAAAGGCACAACAUUGGCAAGACAGAACAAGAGACCAGCUGCUAGAGAGCGACAAGGUGCUUCUAUGCCUCCUCAAGCACCCUUGCCCAACCUCACCUCAAGCGUUGCAGGCCCAAGUCGAAGCACAUCUGUCCCUCCAGCUCAUAUCCCUCCCAAACCCAGCCAGAAUGAGAAUGUAACCCAAAUUGAGAAUGAGUCGGACCACGACAAUGAGAAGGUUCAGCUUACUCCGAAAAAGCGCCAGCUUGAGCAACAGAAAGCAAACGUCAAGCGACGACGAGUUGGCGACUCAAUCGAGACCCCUGUGUCGAUCGAUGCAGACGAUGAAGAUCAACCCGACUCGGACAUUGAGGUCGUCAGGGUCCUGGUGUCCCCCAGGCGCAAGGCCGCCAAAGGUCGCGCUACAGCCGACAAAGAUAUCAAGGCCGAGAACUCUGCUAAGCAGCGAAAGGUUGCCGCUCAGCGCAAGACCCAGUCUUCCUCUGUGACAAAGCGUCCUACACCUGCUAAGUCAGCUGUUGCACGCGACACCACACCAAUCAAUACUUUGCACAUCGAUCUUACCCAGGAGCCCUCCGAUAGUUCUGAUUUCUCAGAUGAAGAGACUACGGUCCCCGCCAAGCCAGCUCUGCCAACACUAGUUGAGCAUACCCUUGACGUCCAGAAGCCAGCCACUACGACUGAACACACUACCACCAGUCACACCGACAAUCCUGUGGCUACCCCCCAGGAGACCGUCCUUGUCCAUGAACAGAGGGAGCCCUCGCCACACAUCACGGAUUCUUUGCUAGAUUGGGUUGAUCGCCAGACGACGAAGAAAUCUACCUCACUCUCCAGCAGCAAUUGUCCGUCUCCCGACCAUGACGUGCCCUUCUCCACCGCGCCUGAAUACCAGCAUGAUGAUACCGCAGCGAAGAAGAUCAAGAUGGAAGCUCACGAUAGUGACAUGGUGUCCAUCAAAAAAGAGAGCAUUGAGCAAUACAACUCCAGCGAUGACGAAGGUAGCAGUGAUGAAGAGUCUCACGAUGGAGACAUCCGCGCUAUAAAGCAAGAGAGCAGCUUAAUGUAUGGUCAAUCCUCAGACGACGAAGAAAACUUCGACGAAGAGGACAUCAAGAACAUUAAAAUGGAGAGCCACUCAAGUCCCAUGAAAAUUUCUGCUCUCAAGCAGUACGAGUCACAUCCCGCCAAAGACGGCGAAAAGGAAUACGACGACGAUGAGGAAUACCAAGGCCUCCCUGACUUAAGUGACGAUGAGGUGUCUCACGACGCCAACACCAACGAGGUGGAAGAGAAUGAAAACGUUGGAUCCUCGCCACCUGUGUCAUAUCAGCUACCACAGGAAGACGCCCCUCCGAAAGCUGUCUCUACAACACUUGAGGAGAAGGUCACAUUUGAUUCGGCUGAUAAGGAUUUGGGCAACUCGUUCGGCAAUUCGAAGAAACAUCUCUCCACUCCGAUCAAAACUGAGAAGGGUCUUUCACCAUCGAUCUAUGAGCUUCAGCCAGUUUAUAGUGGUGAGAAGCUUAUGCAGAGCCACACUCCAGGUACACCAUCGCCGUUCCGACCUCACCAUCGGGAUUCGCUUCUCGGCUUGAGGAGUAUCCUGAAGGGCUCGGGCGGGCGAGGUCGUGCAAGCGAUAACGAGAGUGUUUACUCUCCCUUCCCGGAUGUCUCUCCCCUUUCUGGAGAUGAGUACGUCACUUCAUCACCUACAGAACGAAUACAGCAGAGCAAAGAGCAAGCCAAAGCUGUCAGCUCUUUCAAAAAGAAGCUUUACUCAACACCUCCUCACCGGGCUAUUGUGCCCAAGGCAAUGACAUUGCCGAGACUCCUGCCCAAGAACUGGACGCCGCCACUUCCAAAGGGAGGUCGAUGGCUUCAACAAAAAAAAGUUACCACGCCUUUACCAUCUAUCCCCGAUGAUACUGUUGCGAGCGACGCAGCCUCAAGACAAGAAACACCCACAAAGGUUGUCGCAGAGCGACCUUCCCGCAUUAACGACGAGACAGACUUAGCAGAGUCUGAAGAUGAAGUUGAGAAGAAGCUCCAGGAGCAACAGUUGGAGCCAGGAACAGACAAGCACUGGAUCAAGCCUUCCGAGAAGGAAAUCAAGCCCCCGAUCAUCCGAGAUGGCGUUUCAGAACACGCCAUUAAACCCACAGUUGCUUUGUUCAAGAAGAAAAUAGCCGCUAGGCAAGGCUUCAAUCACGAUACAAGCGACAAGUCCAAUCAAAAGUACAACUGGGAAAUCGACUGGACCACGCCGGCGUCCUUGACUGAGCGCAAAUCACAAGCCGUAGCAGCGGAACUAGAACAUAGGGGAAUCAAGACCAGCAAGCAAUACAGCAACUUUUGGUACAACCUUACGAUGAAGUUUUCAAGACUUGCAGGCUCGCCGAUUCCGCUUUUUACAGCAAAGAAAAAGGCACUCGACACAUUUGUUGAGGAGGCCAUGCAGAACCAGGAAAUCAGACGGCGGAACAAAAACAAGGCCACUGUAGCGGAAAGGAAAGCGAGGCGUCGAGAGAAGAAGAAGAAGAAGCAGAAGCAGAAGACACAGCCCAAAGAUGUGGAUGCAUUUCUCAUUCCCGGAGAUACAGACGCUAAGAGUGAAUCCGAAGAUUCCGAUUCCGAUCUCAACGGAACCGAUCUGAUCGCCAAAAUGCGGGCAGAUACCGAGAAACGGCAGAGGACAUAUGGAGGCGGAACUAGCUGUGGACGUCGAAGCAAGUAAGGAAGUUUGAUGCCAUGUGUGAGAUCGGGCAUUCGGGGAUAUGAAUCGAUCGAUGUACGGUCAAAAUGUAAUAAUGCACACGUACAGAUGAAGUCACUUUUUUGGAGAUAACGCAGGACAAGGGGGGG